AUGUCAUUUCAAUCAUUUUUGGAUCUUUUAAAGGUCCAGCAUGGUGCCCACGAGGCUGAACAUGUCACUUACUUGAGUAACAAAGAUAUUAUCCCCAUGGGUCCCAGUAGACGUAUUUGGGGAAUAUGGUCUUAUGUGUUCUACUGGUCUAUUUCGAACGUGAUCAUCAGUACUUGGUCUGGUGCAUCCUCGUUGUUGUCUAUUGGUUUGUCUGUCGGUGAAACCAUGGGAAUCAUUCUAAUAGGUAACAUAUUCAUCGCUUCUUUGGCGCUACUAAACGCAGCACCCGGUGGAUACUUUCAUAUAGGAUAUACGAUUUGUCAAAGAGUGGUCUUUGGAAUCCGUGGCUCGUUGAUCGGUAUCGCAAUGAGAACGAUUUUGUCGGUUGUCUGGUUUGGCUCUCAAGCUUACUUGGGGUCCCAGUGCUUGAACUGCGUUUUCUCGUCAUGGAGCAAAAGUUACUUGAACAUGAAAAACACUCUUCCUGAGUCUGUUCAUAUGACCUCUCAGGAUUUGAUUGGAUUCGCAUGUUUUCAGGUUAUCUCUAUUCCGUUGCUCUUUAUUCGUCCAGAAAGAUUCAGAAAGCCAAUGAUCGGUGCCACUCUCAUCACCUUCUUUGCUAUGUUAGGAAUCACAAUCUGGGCUGUUCAUAUCAAUGGUGGAAACGGUCCACUCAUGCACUCUUCUCAACCAAUGUCUAGCAGUGCAAGAGGUUGGGCUUGGAUAUACGGUAUUUGUUCAUGGUACGGCUCUCUCAGCUCGGGCGUGGCCAAUCAAUCCGACUUUACUCGUUUCUCCAAAAGACCUUGGGACUCUUUCUGGGGAACGUGGUUUGCGUUGGUUGUAGUGGGUUCGCUUAUCCCAUUGAUGGGACUCAGUAGUGCUUCAGCAUUGUUGGAGUACUACGGAGAGGAGUAUUGGAUGCCAAAUUCUAUCAUCAUGAAGUGGCUCACAGAGGAUUAUUCGGCUAAAUCCAGAGCUGCUGCUUUUUUCUGUGGAACUAUCUUCACCAUCUCUCAACUAGUGUUCAACACCAUGGGUAACGGAUACGCAGGUGGAAUGGAUAUGUCCGGAAUGCUUCCAAAAUACAUCAACAUCAGGAGAGGUGCUGUUAUUACUGCUUUGCUUUCUUGGGUGGUACAGCCAUGGGACUUCUACAACACGUCGUCGACAUUUGUGGUUGUGAUGUCUUCCUUCUCGGUGUUCAUGUCGCCAAUCAUUGGUAUUAUUACGUCGGAUUUCUGGAUCAUCCGCAGAAAGCACAUUCAGUUGUCCCAUUUAUACACCAGUGACCCCGAUGGAACCUAUUGGUAUUACUAUGGAUUCAACCUUAGAUCGCUUUUUGUAUGGUUUGUUGCUUUCGCUCCUGGACUUCCGGGAUUGAUCCAUGGUGCCAGACCAUCCAUUAGUAUCAAUGAUGGAAUUAAUAAUUUUUACAAGGGCAGUGCGGUGUUUGAAUUUGCUAUUUCUUUUUCGUUGAACGUGCUUUUGUCAUACAUCUGGCCAUACAAGAAUCCGAGGGAGUCCGACAAAGCCGACUACUUUGAUUCGUAUACAUUGGAGGAGUGCCACAAGUUGAACCUUAUUCCAUUCUCUCAAUUGAGCGAUGACGAACGAAUGAAUAGAGUUCAAAAAGACAGCACCGACGGAGAAUCUGUUGUCGAGAUUGGAGAGGAUGGCUUGAUGAUGAAGAGUUGA
Sungouiella intermedia is the source of this 1698-nucleotide messenger RNA. The record is from the annotation of a GenBank genome assembly. Lineage: Eukaryota; Fungi; Ascomycota; Pichiomycetes; Serinales; Metschnikowiaceae.